Messenger RNA from Cygnus atratus (black swan), 7782 nucleotides. RefSeq names its product SMG5 nonsense mediated mRNA decay factor (gene SMG5). The coding region runs from base 118 to 3267 and encodes 1049 amino acids. The transcript is spliced from 22 exons. Gene Ontology annotation, molecular function: telomeric repeat DNA binding; telomerase RNA binding; protein binding. NCBI's taxonomy places the organism in Eukaryota, Metazoa, Chordata, Aves, Anseriformes, Anatidae. Gene Ontology annotation, cellular component: telomerase holoenzyme complex. Gene Ontology annotation, biological process: nuclear-transcribed mRNA catabolic process, nonsense-mediated decay. The record is from RefSeq and is a predicted model, not a curated record.
CGGCGCAGCCAUGGCGGCCGAGCGGGGCCGGGGGCGGCGGCGGCGGCGGCGCGGGAGGCGCUGAGGGGGCGGCGGGGGGCGGCGGGCGGCGCCGGGCCUCGCCCCCGCCGGGGAGCCAUGAGCCAGGGCGGCGGGGCCGGCAGCGAGAGCGGCGAGCCCGAGGCCAAGGUGCUGCACACCAAGCGGCUGUACCGAGCAGUGGUGGAGGCUGUUCAUCGACUGGAUCUCAUCCUUGGUAAUAAGGCAGCGUAUCAGGAAGUGUUCAAGCCAGAGAACAUCAGCCUGAGGAACAAGCUGCGAGAGCUGUGUGUGAAGCUGAUGUUCUUGCAUCCAGUGGAUUAUGGAAGAAAAGCAGAAGAACUGCUCUGGAGAAAAGUUUACUAUGAAGUUAUCCAGCUCAUUAAAACAAAUAAAAAGCACAUUCACAGCCGUAGCACUCUGGAGUGUGCGUACCGGACUCACUUAGUCGCUGGCAUAGGAUUUUACCAGCACCUUCUCCUCUACAUCCAGUCUCACUAUCAGCUGGAGCUGCAGUGCUGUAUCGACUGGACGCAUGUCACGGACCCUCUAAUAGGCUGCAAGAAACCCGUGUCUGCGUCGGAGAAGGAGAUGGAGUGGGCACAGAUGGCAUGUCACAGAUGUCUGGUUUAUCUCGGAGAUCUCGCUCGCUAUCAGAACGAACUGGCAGGAGUGGACACAGAGUUGCUGGCUGAGCGGUUUUACUAUCAAGCCCUUUCUGUUGCACCGCAAAUUGGCAUGCCUUUUAAUCAGCUGGGGACAUUGGCUGGGAGCAAAUACUACAAUGUGGAAGCCACCUAUUGCUAUUUACGCUGUAUCCAGUCUGAAGUGUCCUUUGAAGGUGCCUAUGGGAACCUGAAGCGUCUGUACGACAAAGCAGCCAAAAUGUAUCACCAGCUGAAGAAAUGUGAAACCAGGAAGUUGUCUCCAAGCAAGAAACGGUGCAAAGACAUUAAGAGGUUGCUGGUGAGCUUUAUGUACCUGCAGAGCCUUUUGCAACCAAAGAGCAGCUCUCUGGAUUCUGAGCUGACAUCACUCUGUCAGUCUGUACUGGAGGAUUUCAAUCUGUGCUUGUUCUACCUGCCUUCUCCUCCUAAUCUGAGCUCAACCAGCGAAGAUGAAGAAGAGUAUGAGAGUGGCUACUCCUUCCUUCCCGAUCUCCUGAUCUUCCGCAUGGUGAUCAUCUGCUUUAUGAGUGUUCACAGCCUCAAGAGGGCAGGUUCAAAGCAGUACAGUGCAGCCAUUGCUUUCACGCUGGCCCUCUUCUCUCACCUGAUAAAUCACGUCAAUAUUCGCCUGCAGGCAGAGCUAGAAGAAGGGGAAAAUCCAGUCCCAGCCUUUCAGAAUGAUGGCACAGAUGACCAGGAGCCACGGGAGCCUUUGAACUCGAUUGAGAAAGAAGCCGAAGCUGAGUUGGCCAAUCAUCAGCCCAAAGAGGAACAACGGAAGAAUGACUGCAAGAAAAGCAAGAAAUACUCUCGCCUCUCUUGUUUGCGUCGCCGUCGCCACCCCCAGAAGGUGGAUGAGAGUGACCUGAGCGAGGGCUUUGACUCUGACUCCAGCCAGGGCUCUACAAAGGGCAGCGAUGGCUCAGAAAGUGGCUCAGAGAAGAGUGACGAGGAAGCAGAAGCUGCUUUUGAUGUGGAGACGGACUCUGACAUGAACAGCCAAGAAUCUCGGUCUGACUUGGAGGACAUGGAAGAUGAUCCGGGUGAGGAGGGAAGCAGCCGAGGCAAAAGUGGGCCCAAAGAGGCCUUAAAAAACUGUGUAGAUGGCAGUGGGCUUGGGGACUCUAAGAUCCCAAGCAUCUCUAAAACUGAGACCCCAGAUUCAGCAGUGAAUGGACCCGUUUCCCUGAGCACUAACGACGCGAGCAUAGCCAGUAAUCUCCAAGCGAUGUCCACCCAGCUGUUUCAGACCAAACGCUGCUUUCGCUUGGCUCCCACUUUCAGCAACAUCCUUCUGAAACCAAACAGCGAGCCAGCUGUCUUAAAGGAUGGACUAGACAACAAGCCAUGCGUCAAUGGAGAUCUGGAGAAACCCAGCUUGGCAGAGCAAGAUGAUGUGUCCGACUCCGAGGAAAGCAUUUCAAGUAACAAAUCCUGCAGGAACGAACGAUCCCUUCAGGAGAAGCUAGAGAUCGUGACCAACGAGGGGCUGCUUCUCACUGUCAAGGUGUUCCUGGACUGGCUGAGGACAAACACAGACCUCAUCAUCAUGUGUGCUCAGAGCUCUCAGAGCCUGUGGAACAGGCUGUCUGUGCUCCUGAACCUUCUGCCUUCUGCUGCAGACCUGCAGGAAUCAGGACUGGACCUUUGUAAUGAAGUCAAGGACAUGCUGAGCGGCGCUGAGCUGCCAGACCUGCACACCAACUUGCUGCUCCCAGAAGAUGUGGCCCUGCGAAAUCUGCCCCCUCUGAAAAAUGCACACAAGAGGUUUAACUUUGAGCAGGACCGCCCAAUUUUCUCAGCAGUGGAGGAGUCUGUUGUUCGGAUUUGCUGCAUUCGGAGCUUUGGCCACUUCAUUACCCGCUUGCAGGGCAGCAUCCUGCAGUUCAACUCAGAGCUUGGGAUCUUCAUCAGCAUAGCACAGUCAGAGCAAGACAACUUGCUGCACCAGGCCCAAGCCCAGUUUCACAUGGCUGCAGAGGAAGCUCGUCGGAACAGGCUAAUGAGAGAUAUGGCUCAGCUUCGACUGCAGCUGGAGGUUUCUCAGCUGGAGGGAAGUCUCCAGCAGCCCAAAGCACAGUCAGCAAUGUCUCCUUACCUCGUCCCGGACACCCAGGCCCUCUGCCAGCACCUGGCUGUUGUCAAGCAGUUGGCCACCAGCGGGAGGUUCAUAAUCAUCAUCCCUCGAAUAGUGAUCGAUGGCUUAGACUUCCUGAAAAAGGAUAACGCAGGUGCUCGAGACAGCAUCCGGUAUCUGGAGGCAGAAUUUAAAAAGGGAAACAGAUACAUUCGUUGCCAGAAAGAUGUCGGGAAGAGCUUUGAGAGGCAUAAAUUGAAGAGACAAGAUUUAGACGCCUGGAAUCUCUAUAAAAUACUGGACAGCUGCAAACAGCUGACAGUGUCCCAAGGGAACGGAGAGGAUGACACCACGGGAAUGGUCACCAUCAUCACAGGCUUUCAGCUGGAAGACCCAAGCACGCUCUCGGCACCCAUGCAGUCUGCCAUCCAGGCAGCCACCAGUGCCAGCGUGGAAAUAAAAAACGUUCUGGAGUUCUACAAGCAGUGGAAAGAGAUGGGCUGAUGUUCAGAAGGGCAUCGGGUUGGUGUACCUUUCUCUCCCCCUCUCGGAACGUGCAGCGUCUGAACAAAGGAAACAAAAAUCCAGGCGACACUUAGCCACGAAGCAGCAGCAGCAGCAACAACAAUAACAAAAAUACCGACAAAAAAGGAAAAAAAAAAAAAAAAAAAGGAAGAAAAAACCAAAACUCUGAUUCGGCUCGCACACGGACACCCGCCACCUGCACCCCGACCAGACGGCUGUACAUCUCUGACGGCGCCAACUGCUCUGAGAAGAGAGAGGCACCUCGGCACGGCCGAGGCAGAGCUCUGCCCUUCUCCCAGUCGGCAGGGAUGGGCGAGAGACGGGCAGUCAUUCAUUUCCCCCUCCUUCCCCACCAAAGCUUGCUUGGUCAUCUGAAAUGGGCAGGCGGCUUCUGAAGCGUGGACUUGACUUCAACGAAACCAAACCAGCACAGCAGAAACGGAGCCCUCCUGGCUUGGCAAAGAAGAUCCAAAGAGCGUUAAGCUUUUGCUUGGCAAUCUGGUGACAGGAAAACAUACUUUUUUUUCUUUUUUCCCCUUUGAAUUAAUUAUUUUUCAAGGAUUUUUUUUUUUCUUUUCACUUCUUAGUUUUAUAUAUAUAAAUAAUAUUAAAAAAACAAAAGUGGAGUUCCUUUGGGGUUCUGGAUACUCUUCCGAUGUCAGAGAGAAAAGGAGACGAUGCUAUUUAAAAGGGGGGGGAAAAAAACUCUUAAUAUAAUUUUUUUUUUUUGGAACAAGCAUAUUUAUUUCCUUUCCCUGUCCCCAUGGAGCGGGCUCAGUGCAAAGGGACGUUGGCCUGCGAGAAGAGCGCUGCGCGACGUGCGCCUGUGGGCUUGGUGCACAUCCUUGCUUCCUGUACGAGCUGCACACUUCAUGAGCAGUAAGAGAUUGACCAGGCUGCUUGAGAGAGGUGAAAAGGACUCUUCCCCUGUCUUUUCCUCCUCUUCCCCCUUCCCCGGUCCCUCCCACUUCUUUGCUUCCAGCAUUAGGCCUUGGAGAAAAGGAGUUGAGUCCAGCAGAGUUGCUGGAAGAGGAAGAACCACGCAGGAUUUAAACCCCAAUAAGGCUCAACCACUUGGUUUGAAUGCAGAGGCUGAGAUGGAUCAAACCAGCAGACAUCUCCAAAAGUCCCAAUGCCUCGUUUUUUUUUUUUUUCUUUUUCUUUUUUUUUUUAAAUCUUGCAGUGAGGCGUAAAAGAGGAAGUAGGAUCUCAAAGCCAUUCUCUAUUCUGCUGGCUGCUCUGACACCGCUGCUGCUACGUCAUGCUAGAGAGGGUGGCAGAACUUGAGUGGUCGUGUUCCCCCUCCUCACAUCCCUCCAGGGCAGGCAGAGGCAGCGCAGCGCCCGCCGCUGCCCGGGACUGAGCUCACAAACUGUUCAGUGCUUUUAGCAUCCCGCAAAGAAGGGAAGAUGCUCCACGGGUGGGUGCUGGAAGAUCGAAUCCCCCGCGUGACCUGCGAGGGACCUUUCAGACCUCCAUCCUGCCAGCAUCUCGAGCAACCUGUGUUUGACGUCCCGUCACGUGCCGAUGCCUGGAAAUGAAGAUACGGGUUGCUCCCAAGACAGCUGAGCAGUGGGGGACAGGCCGAAGGGCCUCUUUGCAGUUCAUCUGUGUCGGCGUGAUCAAGAACCAGCUGUCUCUGUCCACGUGAACUAACAGCAGCUAUGCAAGUAAAAACCACUAGUCCUCUCUGUUUGGUUGUUUUUCACGUGGGCCAGCCAGAAGCUGCUACAAAAGGGGCAUAAUACGGAAAGACAAGUAACGUGCUCCAAUCUGUGCAGACUUCCUCCCGUGAUGCAUGGUACUGGAGUGGCAGGAUGCUCCUUGUUUUCAGGUAAAAAGCAAACAAAAAAUAGCACAAGUCCCAGGUGAUUCAUUUGUAUUGCAAUUUCUGUUCCUUUGCAGCAUGCAGCCUUGUAGCACGGCGGGGAGAGAUGCCAAGCUUUAAGUUACGCCUGGAGCCGGCCCCCACAAGGGCCACACGCUUGAAGAAGUGAUCUGAAAGGCGAGGGGAGAGUGGCAGCGCUUCCCUGCAGACUUUUCCUUUUGCAGCUUCUCCUGAAACCUGCGGGGCUUUUCUUGGCUAAAGCAAGGAAACAACAGAAGUCAAAGACUCUGGCUCUUCCUGGGCACGGUUAGAGAUCUAAGGCGGGCUGUGAAGCUUGUUGCUCCUCCAGUGCUACCAAUGUUUUUAUUUGAAGCCGUUUCUUUGUCUAGCCCGUUAUUUUUAUUUGAUGGGGAUGGGAAAAGAAAAGAGAAUCCCCCUGCGGGACUCGGCCUUCGGCGUAGGGGCCGGAGCGGCGUGGUGUGCUGGAGAGCAGAGUCACCCUCCCCUCUGUCGGCCUGGAGAGUGCUGCUCGGUUAUGCUGAAACACACUCCUUGUUCACUAGGGGCCUGGCUCAGUGGGAUGGCUGGCUGGUGGACUGUGCUUUUUUUUUUCCUGCCGCUGAAGAAAACCAUCCGCCUCCUUGCUGCACAUCAGGAGGGGCUGCAGUCUGCAACUCCCUGGUGGAGGGCUGCUCGAGCUGAAGCCUGGCUGUGGUUGCAGGCCCCAGGCCUAAUUGUCAUUCCCUUCUGGCCACCUAGUGCGAAGUGUGCUUGUGGGGUUCCGUCAGGGGCUGUCGCUCCUCUGAAAGCCAGAGAGCGAGGAGUUGGAGACGUUCUUCGGCUUUGCCCUGGGCCAGGUGCUCCCUUGGCUGGAGCUCGAGGCGGGGGGGGGGAAAAGAGCAAUGCAAAUAAAGCAGUACCCAAAAGGGAAUGCCCCUCGUGCUGACGGCGAGAGCGUCUCGGUUCUUCCCGGAGCUGCUGGGGGGACAGGACCGGGGCUGGGAGCCAGGCGCUGCGGGGCCAGGCCGGCGUGCGGGGCCGGAGCUGUCCCUGAACAGGGGACGUGGGGGGCACGCUCCGGAGCAAGGGAUGGGCUAACGCAGUCCCUCUGCCUCCUGAUUCGGCUUGAUGGCUUGUUUGGGCCGGACGCAGGAGGCAGUUUAAGAACAAAAGUAAAUAAACUGGCCCUUUCUGUAACAAGACGGCGUCGCUGAGCUGCGCUGAGCCCUCUUAAGGGGCCCCACGGCAGGAUCAGAGGGCUUUUUUCUGAAAGGCAGCGAGGCUGUCUCCUUGUUCUCCUCAUCAACAUCCCCUAGUGACUGCCCUGCUCUCCUGAGAGGUUGUUUUAAUAUAACCCCAGCGGGUUUUUUUUUUUUUCACCUGGAGAGGAGGAAAAGGCCCUAGCCCUUCACAGGGACAUCUUAAUAACUGCCCGGCGCCAUCUUCCAGCGCGUGGUAUCUCUGGGCCGAGGGGGAAGAGCGGGCGACCUAAAGAAGGCACCUGAAACAUCCCUCUGCCACCCUGCUUCCUCCAGAACAUGCAGCUGGGGUUGAGGACCUGGUGAAUGCGUGGCCCCAGUCAGAGGGGGGUGAAACUGGAAAAGCAGGAGCCUUCUAGGACAGCAGAGCUGCAAAACAGCCUCAGGGAGGGUGGCAAGCUGCGUCCUGCAAGUGGUGCCACCUCGGCUUGGCUCAGCUUGACGUCUUUAAGGUCAGAUUAAGGGGAGAUGCUGAGCCCCGGUCCCCCCACUCCAUGGUUUCCCCACAGCCUUCCUUGGGGUCUUGAUGCCGGCCUGACAGAGCCGCAGCCUGACUCAGCUGGGCAGCGAUCGAGCCUUGCAAAAGCCGGUUCUGGUCCACUGCUACUCCACAUGGUGCUAUUCCCGUCCCGGCUCCAAGCUUGCUAGGACUGGCUCCAAGCUAGCCCCCGUCACCCCCUCCAUGCUGGGAAGCGGAGCAAAAAAAGAGGAAACAAAAAAUAUUUUGUGGGCUAAAAGCUUUGUUUUCACUGUGUUUCGCGUGUGUUUCUGGGCUUUGCUUUCCUUUCCUUUUCGUUCCCAUCACGCUGAGCUCGCAGAAGGGGGGCCGGGGGAGAGCGCAGGUUCCUGGUGGCCGAGGCUGGCCGGGUCCCUGUGCCGCGGCGGGUGGACGCGAUGGCCCCGGCGGCCGCUGGUCUUCUGCUCGGCGGUCUCACGGGCUGUGCCAAGCGCCUCUUCCACUUCCCAUCCUUGCUCGCCUCAGCUUGACGCCACCUGCGAUGCCGCAGAUUUCGGGCUCGCAUCGAAGAUUUUUCCCUUCUGAACGUCCAGCAGAACUGCCCGGGGGGGGGGGGGCAGGAAAUAGGGUGGGCAAAAAUGGGGCGGCUGCAAGAAUGGGAAAGGUGGGAGGGCUGGCGCGGGAGCCCCGCGCUGCGGGUCCUGCCUCUGCCUGCUGGCACCGAGAGCUGCUUGGUGCGAGGCAAGAGGCAAGCAUCUCUCCUUCGAGCCUCCUUUUCGUAGCACAAAUGAAACCCAGCCUGCGGAUUUGUGCUCGGGGGGCUCUUGCUGGGGGACUGACGGCACGUCUGUCGGACCCAGCCGGGACGAGAAGCUCGGGGGCUCUCACGGCAUGUGUCUGACUGUGAUCCAAACACGUUGGCUAGCUUAAUAAAAUACAAGACGUUUGUA